CGUGGUAUUUGUUUUAUUCGACGCCAUCUUGCACACAGCCAGCCGGUUGUUCCUUCUUCCCAAACCCUUUUUUCAGAGGUAAUCUACGGCAUGCCGGCGUCUCGCUCUCGAUCGAGAUCACCGAGGAGGACGUCGACUUCAUCAAAACCGAAUUCUCGUGAGCUUAUCACAAUUAAAACCGAUAAAGGCUCCGAAAAUAGCACCAACAAGAACACCGACUCUUCGGCUUCCCCAAGCUCUAAACCAAAUGAGAAGCCUUUCCGAAAGCCAUCAGAAUCGCCAGCCUCUAAAAGCAGUGGUGCAAGCAAUUGGAAUUCAUCACAUAAAAGUAAAGAGAGAAAGUUUUCCGGAAGAUGCAGGCUUUUCGUGGGAAACCUGACCAACUGCGACGAGAAGGAGCUAAGGGAUAUGUUUGAGAAGUAUGGAGAGGUGGCUGAGGUUUUUGUUAACAAGGAUAAAGGAUUUGGUUUCGUGAGACUGGAUACACGUCUGAAUGCAGAAGCUGCUAAACAAGCUGUUGAUAACCAAUAUCGAAAUGGAAGAACUUUGCGAGUGCGGUUUGCACAACAUGCAGCUGCUCUGAAAGUACUAAAUCUUGGUCCUGCUGUCACAAAUGAGCUGUUACAUCAGGCUUUUUCACAGUUUGGUGAUGUUGAGAGAGCCAUUGUUGUCUGUGACGAUAGAGGGAAAUCUAAAGGACAUGGUAUUGUCGAGUUUUCUAGAAAAAACUCUGCUCAAACUGCUCUGCAGCAAGUCAAUGAUGGCUUAUUCCUCCUUGGAAGAACUCCAUGUCCUGUAUCAGUUAAACAGUUAGAACAUAUAGAAGAUGAAGAUGGCAUUUUAGAUGAACAUAUGAAGAGAAAUCCCGCAUUUCAAAAGUAAGAAAUGGCAUUUAUAAGUGUUGGC
Stylophora pistillata is the source of this 906-nucleotide messenger RNA. RefSeq names its product paraspeckle component 1. NCBI's taxonomy places the organism in Eukaryota, Metazoa, Cnidaria, Anthozoa, Scleractinia, Pocilloporidae. The record is from RefSeq and is a predicted model, not a curated record. Gene Ontology annotation, molecular function: RNA binding.